Molecule: messenger RNA, 591 nt
Organism: Nicotiana tabacum (common tobacco)
Lineage: Eukaryota; Viridiplantae; Streptophyta; Magnoliopsida; Solanales; Solanaceae
Source: RefSeq, a predicted model, not a curated record
GGCAUUUCGUUAGUUCGUAUUGAUUAUGCACCAUAUGGUCUCAACCCACCUCAUACUCAUCCUAGAGCAACUGAGGUUCUUGCUGUACUCGAGGGCACUCUCUAUGUCGGUUUUGUCCUUUCAAAUCCCGGACCAAAUAUGAAGAACAAACUCUUUACAAAGAUUCUAAAACCUGGAGAUGUGUUUGUUUUCCCAAUAGGUCUCAUUCAUUUCCAAUUUAAUGUGGGAAAGACUAAGGCUGUUGCAUUUGCUGGACUCAGUAGCCAAAAUCCAGGAGUUAUCACUAUUGCUAAUACAGUUUUUGGCUCAGAUCCACAAAUUAAUGAUGAUGUUCUCGCCAAAGCGUUCCAAGUUGAUAAGAAAGUGAUCGAUUAUCUCCAAUCACAAUUCUGGUGGGACAACAACAACUAAAUUUAUACAAGCCGAAUAAUACUAUGAUGUUAUUAUUUAUGCUUGUUUUUGGAAUUUAAGAAAUUAUAAAUAAAAUUCAGGAUCUAGUCCUUUGGAUUGGUUUUCCUUGAUCUUUUGUAUUGGAUGUACUAAAGGACAAAUUUUUUACAGUUUGUUUUCGUAUAAGUUAUAUUUAUCGUU